AUUACUGCAUCUUUACACUGGUUGUUAGCAGAGGACACAGCCACAGCCUAAUGAACGAACUGUAUGUGGAUUUUUUUCACAGCUCAAAGGGAAGAGGGCUAAUCCAUUUUUAAGGGACUGUUGGUGACUUUUGCAGUGACUGCUUGGAUCGCUACUGCACUGCUUUUAGCUGUUUUUGUCUUUUUCUCUCUCAUCUCCCAUCAUACCCUCCAGGCAGGAUGAUAGCUGCUCAGCUUCUGGCCUAUUAUUUUACAGAAUUAAAGGACGACCAGGUCAAAAAGAUCGACAAAUACCUGUAUGCUAUGCGUUUCUCAGAUGAAAUGCUCCUGGACAUCCUGUGUCGGUUCAGGAAGGAUCUCGACAGUGGCCUGGCCAGGGACACCAAUCCUACAGCUACAGUCAAGAUGCUGCCCACGUUUGUGAGGUCCAUACCUGAUGGAUCAGAAAAGGGAGAUUUUAUUGCAUUGGAUCUGGGAGGAUCCAACUUUCGAAUUUUACGGGUGAAGGUUUCUCACGAGAAGAAGCAGACGGUUCAAAUGGAAAGCCAAAUCUACGACACUCCAGAGGACAUCAUGCAUGGCAGUGGAACACGGCUGUUUGACCAUGUGGCCGAAUGCCUAGGAGAUUUUAUGGAGAAACAGAAAAUCAAAGACAAGAAGCUGCCGGUUGGGUUUACCUUCUCUUUCCCCUGCAGUCAAACCAAAUUGGAUGAGGGUGUUUUGUUAACGUGGACAAAACGGUUUAAAGCAAGUGGUGUUGAGGGAAUGGAUGUGGUGAAGCUGCUGAACAAGGCCAUUAAGAAGCGAGGGGAUUAUGAAGCUGAUAUAAUGGCUGUCGUGAAUGAUACAGUUGGAACAAUGAUGACUUGUGGAUUCGAUGACCAGCGCUGUGAAGUAGGCGUCAUUAUAGGUACGGGUACCAAUGCGUGUUACAUGGAGGAGAUGAGGCACAUUGACCUGGUGGAAGGGGAUGAGGGGAGGAUGUGCAUCAACACUGAGUGGGGAUCAUUUGGGGAUGACGGCUCACUGGAAGACAUCCGCACCGAGUUCGACAGAGAGAUCGACCGCGGAUCCCUUAACCCAGGGAAACAGCUGUUCGAGAAGAUGGUCAGUGGAAUGUACAUGGGGGAACUCGUGAGACUCAUCCUGGUAAAGAUGGCCAAAGAGGGUCUGCUGUUUGAGGGCAGGAUCACACCCGAGCUUCUCACCAAAGGGACAUUUGAAACGAAACACAUAUCAGCUAUAGAGAAAAACAAAGAGGGUCUGACCAAAGCUAAAGAUAUCCUGGCCCGGCUGGGUGUGGAGCCUUCGCACGAGGACUGCAUCGCUGUGCAGCACGUGUGCACAAUCGUGUCCUUCCGCUCCGCCAACCUCAUCGCUGCCACACUGGGGGGCAUCCUCGGUCGUCUCCGUGACAACAAGGGGGUGCCCAGGCUGCGUACCACCGUCGGGAUCGACGGGUCUCUCUACAAGAUGCACCCACAGUAUGCCCGGCGCUUGCAGAAGAUGGUGAGGAGGCUGGUUUCGGAUUGUGACGUGCGCUUCCUGCUCUCGGAGAGCGGCAGUGCGAAGGGUGCUGCCAUGGUAACGGCGGUGGCGUACCGUCUGGCUGACCAGACCCGGCAAAUCAAUGAGACCCUGGCCGAGUUCAAACUGAGCCACGCCCAGCUGCUGGAGGUCAAGAAGAGGAUGCGGACUGAGAUCGAGAACGGCCUGGGGAAAAAAACCCACGAGUCGGCCACAGUUAAGAUGCUGCCCACGUUCGUCCGCAGCACGCCAGAUGGAUCAGAGAAUGGAGACUUUUUAGCUCUUGAUCUGGGUGGCACCAACUUCAGGGUGCUGCUUGUGAAGAUCCGCAGUGGUAAGAGACGUACAGUGGAGAUGCACAACAAGAUCUACGCUAUUCCUGAAGAGGUCAUGCAGGGGACAGGGGACGAGCUUUUUGAUCACAUCGUUCACUGUAUCUCUGACUUCCUGGAUUACAUGGGGAUGAAGAACACCCGCCUGCCCCUCGGAUUCACCUUCUCCUUCCCUUGCAAACAGACCAGUUUGGAUGCGGGGAUCCUGAUCAACUGGACCAAAGGUUUCAAAACCACUGAUUGUGAGGGGGAAGACGUGGUUGGUCUGCUUAGGGAAGGCAUUAAACGGCGAGAGGAGUUUGACCUGGAUGUUGUGGCGGUGGUGAAUGACACAGUGGGGACAAUGAUGACUUGUGCGUAUGAGGAGCCCACCUGUGAAAUCGGUCUGAUUGCAGGAACUGGCAGCAAUGCAUGUUACAUGGAAGAGAUGAGGAAUAUUGAGACAGUUGAAGGAGACUUGGGUAGGAUGUGUGUCAACAUGGAGUGGGGAGCCUUCGGGGACAAUGGCUGCCUGGAUGACAUCAGGACACAGUACGACAGGGCUGUCGAUGACCUGUCACUAAACGCUGGGAAACAAAGAUAUGAGAAAAUGUGCAGUGGGAUGUACCUGGGAGAAAUCGUUCGGAAUAUUCUGAUUGAUUUGACUAAGCGGGGGUUCCUGUUCAGGGGUCAGAUUUCUGAGGCUCUGAAGACCAGGGGGAUCUUCAAAACCAAAUUUCUGUCCCAGAUGGAAAGUGACCGUCUAGCCCUGCUCCAGGUGCGAGGCAUCCUGCAGCAGCUGGGUCUGGACAGCACGUGUGACGACAGUAUCAUCGUGAAGGAGGUGUGCGGCGUGGUCUCACGGAGAGCCGCUCAGAUCUGCGGGGCCGGCAUGGCUGCCGUUACCGACAAAAUCCGGGAGAACCGAGGACUGGAGCAGCUGGACAUCACCGUCGGGGUGGACGGGACGCUCUACAAGCUGCACCCACACUUCUCACGGAUCAUGCACCAGACAGUGAAGGAGCUGGCUCCCAAGUGCAACGUCAACUUCCUCCUGUCUGAAGACGGCAGUGGAAAAGGAGCAGCUCUGAUCACUGCUGUCGGAUGCCGACUGAGGGAACAAGAACAGCAAAACAAAUAGGAAGAAGCUACUGUAGCGUAACCCUGCACAGGCUCCCCCCGGGGCUCUUAAGAAUGAUCCUGUAUUUCCUGAGCACUUUCUUCUUCCACAGAAGUGACUUGGUUAUCUGACUGUGUGCAGCACCUGCCCUCUGUGCUUUAAAAGUCAUGAACAAGCCUGCAUUUAGAUUAAACAGCAUUUAUUUUAUUGUAUCGAGUAAGUUUUCUCAAAUAUUCUUGUGCAUGCGCAGACAUUCCCAAGUUAGCAGAUUAGAAAGACAACUUGUGAUUUAAACUGUACCAAAAUAUACCCUUUUAAACACAAAACGGCAAUCUAGAGCAGGGGUGGGCAAUUCCGGUCCUGAAGGGCCGGUGUCCCUCCUGGCUUUUGUUCCAACUUUGCCCUAAAUUACUUAAUUGGACUAAUUAUUACCAAUUAUUGGUCUAAUUAAGUAAUUUAGGGCACAUUUGGAACAAAAGCCAGGAGGGACACCGGCCCUCCAGGACCGGAAUUGCCCACCCCUGAUCUAGAGCCACUUGCAGGAAUUUUGAUAUCAGUGCAUGCAGUACCUAAAUUUCUUCAGCAGAGGGUGUUUAUUUUUGUCUCUCCUAUGUGUUGCACACAGUUUCAAAUAGCGGAGCCACUUCUGUACGUCUCUGUGUAUAUUGUUUAACAUCAUAUUUACAAUCAACUACCCUAAAAAAAGGAAAAGGAGGUGAUAAUUAAAAUAUUACGGUAUCUACCAUAGCAUAAGACUUAUGCCUUUAUAGUCACUCCAAUUAUUGUUAUCAAAAACGUACAGUCCCCAGAUACCUGAAAUAACCCAGCAUAUCUUGUUGUUUUUGUGAAUUAGGUGUUGUGUUAAAUGCUGCUGUAUGUUUUGUAUAAAUGGCAGACAGGCUUAUCAGAAAAGGCCAGGUGGUUGAUCGAGUUCAGUAUGCGACAGUGUACUGGGGUUGUAUGUUGCGAGUAGUUUUGUGUGGCUACCUGUAGCUUUACAUGUCAGAACCUAUAAGAUGAAUGCAUGCCUUAUUUUGUGACACAAAGAUAUAAACUUUAUUUUGUACAUUGAUAUAGAUGCACUAGUGUUAUAAAAGUGAUAUCUGUGAAUACAUUAAAUUUUAUUUGGAUGUGCAACACACCUUC
This is a messenger RNA of Acipenser ruthenus (sterlet), 4103 nucleotides long. Its product is annotated as hexokinase-1-like. The transcript is spliced from 18 exons. Gene Ontology annotation, cellular component: mitochondrion; cytosol. Gene Ontology annotation, molecular function: fructokinase activity; ATP binding; mannokinase activity. Bases 219 to 2978 code for a protein of 919 amino acids. The record is from RefSeq and is a predicted model, not a curated record. Gene Ontology annotation, biological process: intracellular glucose homeostasis; glycolytic process; glucose 6-phosphate metabolic process. Lineage: Eukaryota; Metazoa; Chordata; Actinopteri; Acipenseriformes; Acipenseridae.